Molecule: messenger RNA, 3919 nt
Organism: Drosophila mauritiana
Lineage: Eukaryota; Metazoa; Arthropoda; Insecta; Diptera; Drosophilidae
Product: CUGBP Elav-like family member 2
Exons: 10
Coding region: 497-2926 (809 amino acids)
Biological process (GO): mRNA splice site recognition; regulation of alternative mRNA splicing, via spliceosome
Cellular component (GO): ribonucleoprotein complex; nucleus; cytoplasm
Molecular function (GO): mRNA 3'-UTR binding
Source: RefSeq, a predicted model, not a curated record
AAUCAGAUUGUGUAACGUACAUAUAAUUUUAUAAAAGUUUAUCAAUUUUUCGGCUUCUUGGUGGCAAAAUUCUCAAUGUGUUAACCUUUCGGCCGUACCGCGUCAUUCUCCCAUGCUUUUAUCAAUAAUUCUUAAGAAGAAAAUCUACAAAAAAAUAUACAAAGUAGUUCCCCGCACAAGACUACAAAUGAAAUAGCCCAGUUAUCUGCUUUCGGCUACAAAUUCUACAAGUGUUAAAAGGAAAAUAAGAAGAAAUAUAGCAAAUUCCUGCAGCAAGUGAAAUAGGCAAAUUAUAGGCAAUAAUUUACAAUUUUAAAAAAGCUUAAAGUAAGGAAACCAAGAGGACACCAACCAGAAGCUCCUAGUGGCGAAGCGAAGGGUUUGAGGUCGAGGACUCAAUAGCAGAAUCUGCAUGUCAGCGAAUAACCCACCGCAAGGCGAAAGAUUUCAGAUCGAUUAUAGCCACAACUUCUGAUCAAUCAGCGGAUCCAUUAAGAUGCUCAGUUCGCUGGACGCGCUGGCCGGCAAGAUAGCCACUGCCACGCCCGGAACGGGGGCGGUAACGGCGGACAGCAAGAACACACAGUCGCUGCACCAUCACCACCGCCUGGACUAUGAUUACUCGGCGGUUGAGAUUGAACCACCGGCGGAACAACUGGCCAAUUCCCCGCGCAGCGAACGGGAGCGACUGCAGCAGGCCCAACAGGCCUACGAGCAGCAGGCCCAGGCGGAGCUGGAGUUCGGUCUCGCGGAGGUGGAUGCCAAGCUGACGCAGCUGAAGAGCAGUCAUAGUCUGCAGCACCACCACAGUCACCACCACCAGCUGCAGCGCCAUACGCCGCACCAACAGCAACAGCAGCAGCUACACCACCAUCAGCCCCACCACAAUCACCACCACCACCAUCCGUACCAGCGACCCAGACCCACAUCGCCACCGCAACAACAGACGUCCUCCUACCAGCAGCAACUUUCCCAGCUGGCCGCUCUGCAGGAUCACCAUGAUCUCCUCCAGACGCAGCAGGAGCUCUUCCACAAACAGCUGGCCACCAUGCAGGAGUACCAGCGGGAAAGGGAGCGUGAAAGGGAGCGAGAACGGGAACGUGAGCGGGAACGGGAGCGGGAGCGGGAUCGCAGCAGCUUCAUUGAUAACAGCGAUUACGAUUCCCAGACGGAGUUCAAAAUUUGCCUGAGGGAUAGUGCUUUUGGUAUGAGUGAUAAGAGCAGCAGUGCAACGAACAGCCUGCCGAAUAGUCCCAUACACAGCAACAACAACAAUCCAUCGCUGCUGAACAACAACAACAAUAACAGCAACGGCACCAGCAACAACAGCUUAAACGUCGGCAACAACAACAGCAAUCCGAGCUUGGGCGGCAGCAACAACAACGCACUGGUUUCCGUAGGCAGCAACGGUAUAAUGUCCGCCGCCGGUUUGGUCAACAACAAUAACAAUCCGUGCAGCGCCAACCGCAAUGUGGUCGCCAUGGUCGACGAUGACGCCUGCUUCCGUCUGGACACGGACGCCACGGUGACGUACGGCGAGAAGGAACCGGAUCCGGACAACAUCAAGAUGUUCGUCGGCCAGGUGCCCAAGUCGAUGGACGAGUCGCAGCUGCGCGAGAUGUUCGAGGAGUACGGCGCCGUGCACUCGAUCAACGUUCUGCGGGACAAGGCCACCGGAAUUAGCAAGGGUUGCUGCUUUGUGACAUUUUAUACGAGACGCGCCGCCCUGAAAGCCCAGGAUGCUUUGCAUAAUGUUAAGACGCUAAAUGGGAUGUACCAUCCCAUUCAAAUGAAGCCCGCCGAUAGCGAGAAUCGCAAUGAACGCAAACUCUUUGUGGGUAUGCUAAACAAGAAGCUGAACGAGAACGACGUUCGCAAGCUAUUUGAAGUCCACGGAGCCAUCGAGGAGUGCACCGUCCUUCGGGACCAGAACGGACAGAGCAAGGGUUGUGCCUUCGUCACAUUCGCCACCAAGCACGCUGCCAUUUCGGCCAUUAAAGUGACCCUGAGCCAGAACAAGAUCAUGGAGGGCUGCACAUCGCCGCUGGUCGUCAAGUUCGCCGAUACGCAAAAGGAGAAGGAGCAGAAAAAGAUCCAGCAAAUUCAGGCCAACCUCUGGAAUCUGGCCAGCAACAUCAACAUACCGCUGGGCCAAACGGCCACCAGCGUGACCACGCCCAUCCUGCCCAAUCCGCCGCAGCAGCCUUCGCCGGUCCUCGGCGCAGAUGCCAUCACCCCGGCCUCCAUCCAACUGCUGCAGCAGCUGCAGGCGGUGGGGCUGCAGCACCAGUUGUUGCAAGCCCUCACAGGACUGGGAGCCCAGCAGAGCAGCUCGGCGACGGACACCAGCGCUGUGGCGGCCGCAGGACUUUUGACCCCGAUGACCGUCCAGAAUCUAGCGGCCAUUGCGGCCAUGACGCAGCCGAGUCUCUCGAAUGCCGCCGCGGCAGCCGCCGCUGCCACAUCGCCAGGAAGCGCCCAACUGACCAACACGGCUGCGUUGCUCUGGUCCGAUCCGAAUCCAAUGGCAUCGGCAUAUAUGUCAACAGCCGCCGGUCUGCCGCAAUUCGGGAGCGCCAGUGCAUUGUCCACUUCGCCGCUGGCCAGCGUUGCCCUCAGCGCCGCAGCCGCCGCCGCAGCGGGAAAGCAGAUUGAAGGACCCGAGGGCUGCAACCUUUUCAUCUACCAUCUGCCGCAGGAGUUCACCGAUACGGAUCUGGCCUCCACGUUCCUGCCCUUCGGCAAUGUGAUCUCGGCCAAGGUGUUCAUCGACAAACAGACGAGCCUGUCGAAGUGCUUCGGCUUCGUCUCCUUCGACAAUCCAGACUCGGCCCAGGUGGCCAUAAAGGCGAUGAACGGCUUCCAGGUGGGCACCAAGCGUCUCAAGGUGCAGCUGAAGAAGCCCAAGGACUCGAAGCCCUACUAGAGGCCACCAUCGGCGGCAAGGUUAACCGGACACAUCGAGUAGAGGAACACUGAGAUUUGUGAAAUAUGGAGUAGUCAAUGAAUGAAGAGUUGCCCGUGUAGAGCGCGUUGCAAGAUUAAACGAUGAUGCAAAUGCCAACGUUGUACGUAUCAUACAAAAACCAAAAACAAGAGCAGAAAAAGACAUGAAAUCUGUGCCAAAAAAAAAAAAAGACAGAAUCACUUAUGAUUUAGCACGUUAAUUGUUGAAUUAGAAAAAAAAAACGAAAAACAAAUACCUAAAAACAGAAUCAAAAAGAAACGAAUAACACAACACUUAGACCGUAGUUUAGUUAACUUUCUGUUGAAGUUCCCUUCGAACCCAAUCUUUUACGACUCGUUUUCCUAAUUUUAAACUGUCGUACGAGUUGGUGAACCAUUGCCUUUUAUUAAAUAUUUUGUAUACAUCCUCAUGACUCACAAACGAAAGCAAAAAAUAAAAAACAAACAAAAAAAUAAUUACAAAGAUCUGUUCGAGUGUUAGGUUUAAGUUUUUGAUAUAACUAAUAAUUUAAUACAUACUCUUUCUCUGUUUGAUUUGUUCAUCUCUCAUGUUGCAAGUCACAAUGAAGUUCUUUAUUAUAAAUAUAUACCCACAUGAUAUAUAUUCUAGUUAUAGUUACAAGUUACUCGUUUUGUUCACUGGAUUAUCUCUUUUUAUAUACCUACACUUAUGCUGACUCGCAUAAUUAGUUUUUAGUUAUCUGAUUUGUUACACCCCCAAACUAACUCACAUAUUUUAUUUGUAAUGAGAAAAUGAAAAUGUUUUUGUUAACCACAUUAUAAGUAAUACUUCUCUAGAUUUAUAAUUAGUUGAACAUACAAAUUCACAUACGCUUCUCAGUGUUAUUUAUGCGAUUUGUAAAGGAAACGAACUAUGCCUAAAAAAAAAAACAAAACAAAUGAAAUCGAAAAAAGGAGAACUUGUUAUUAAUGGAGUUUAUUAUUUUAUUUU